AUGAGAAACUACUUGAGAAAGUAUCCUCGGCAAGUGAUUGCUCUUCUCUAUCGAGAAUGUUUCAACCUUCGGAGUGAAUGGAUCACUUGGAUCUUCCGAAUACUCGCCCCCUCUCUCAUUGUCGUUCUUUUAUUCAUCAUCCAACAGAGUAUUCUCUCUCUCACUGCAACGAAUGGAAAUACCUUAUAUGAGAGUGAUUUUACCUUGCCCAAUGUUCCUCAGAGUUUGAAAAAGCCUUCACCAGGUGAAAAGUAUUUGCUCAUCUCCAAUGAUGGUUGUCCGUUUUAUAGGGAUGGUCCCGACUUGUUUAAUAUUUCGAGGAUCAUUGCAGAGAUGAAUGAUCCACCUUUGAGUUAUAUGGAGAAUUCAACCACGUGUUUGGAGUUUGGAGAAUGGUCAAAAUGUGAGAAGGAUAUUUGUGUGAUUGGAACGACUCAAAAUUCCAUUUCUCCAACAAGGUUUAAGAAGUUGAUUCAAUCCAAUGUCAUCUUGGGAGCAUGGGUGCUACAAUCAUGGAGAGAAUACAUGACGGAUAGUUUGGUAUGGGAUGUGGAAGUCAUUCCAAGCUAUCUCACAUCCAUUAGAAAUCCUUUCUUUCCUUUACCUGCUGGAGUGACAAAAGUGAGUGAAGAACAGAACAAGUUGACCCUAAUGAGUGUCAUUGAUCGAGCUUUUAAUUUGGCCAAUGCGACUCGAAAUUCAAAACCUUACACCUUAGACAUGAAAAUCAAUCACAUGCCAUCGAAGAGGGGACAAGACAAUCCGCACGGUAAUGAGUUGGCCACUGUUGUUUCACAACGUUUAGUCACCAUUAUGAUUCCAACUUUCAUCAUCAUUUCUCUUUUUCUGUCAGCCUCCCAUGUCAAUACCUUGAUUGCAAGAGAUCGACAAUUACGAGUGGGUAUGAAAUGUUAUGGAUUGAUGAAUUCUUCCUAUUGGACAUUUGUCUUCUUGUUUGAAGCGAUACAUUUGGCGCUCGUAUGCGCAAUCAUCACUGCCAUGGGAUACAUUUGUCAGCUCAACUUUUUCACAGGAUGUCAUGACCCUCUUGUGAUCUUUAUUAUUUUGUGGGGUAUGGCGUUUUACUUUUGUUGCUUGUUGGCUACCGCGAGUACCUAUAUUCGAGCCAAUUCUGCCUCAAACAUUACAUUGUUUUUUCUUCUCGUCUCCAAUGUUCUCUUCUCCUUGGUGACACUUCAACCAGAAGCCAUGAUGAGUCCAACCGUGAGAAUUAUCGUUCCAGAGCCUAUUGCCAUUGUGGGUGGUCCACUCUACAUUUUCCCUACAGCUGCCUAUUCUAUCGCCAUGACCACCAUAUCCUUUAUGACUUCAUCCUAUUAUGACGAAAAGACCGGACUCCUUAUAUCACCACCAGGUUUUAAGGAUAUUGAUUACUGGGUGAGUCCAGUUCAAACCUUUUACGACCAACAAGGAUCGAUCAGAUAUUACGACGAUCUUGUGUUGGCCCCCUAUUUAUGCAUGAUUGAUAUUAUUGGACAAGGAAUUGUAUUUAUUUUACUCACCAUGUAUCUCGACAAUGUGAUUCCACCUGCUUUUGAUGGUAUUCGACAAUCCAUCUUUUAUCCAUUCUCUCCAAAGUAUUGGGGAUUUCGAUCGAACAAAAUUGGUCGUGACGAUUUGGCCAUUGAUUUCGACACUCAUGGCACUGCUUUUGAAGUUCUCGAAGAUAUUGAUCCCGAUGUGGCUCGAGAAUACAAAGAAACAACACGAACCUUCCAAAAUGCAGAUGUUUCCAUCUCGGUCAUUCAACUGAGCAAGACCUUUACCUCCUUUUUGAAGCGCAAUACCAACAAUAAGAAUGCUCUCAAUAGUGUAUCUUUCCAUGCAAAAAGAAAUGAAAUUACUGCCAUAUUGGGCCACUCUGCUGCAGGUAAAUCCACACUUUGCAAAAUAUUGACUGGAUUAAUGGCUCCCUCUUCUGGUGAUGCCAUUAUUGAAAAAAUGUCCAUUGCUAACGAUUUUCAGCACAUUCAAGAACACAUUGGUGUUUGCAUGCAAGACGAUUUCAUUAUUGACAACUUGACUGCUCGACAACAUAUUUACUUCUUUAGCAUGAUCAGGGCUGUUCCUUUCAGACAAUUGAGAGAAGAAGCUAAAACUAAGCUUGAACGAGUGUUUUUAACAGAUAGUGCCGACAAGCAAACACGUACCUUCUCGGGAGGAAUGAAACGAAGAUUAAGCUUGGCAACUUCCAUGAUUGGAGAUCCAUCCAUCUUGUUUUUAGAUGAAAUCACAACGGGUGUUGAUGUUGUCAUUAAGCGAAAAAUUUGGAACAUGUUGGCCCAAUACAAAAACAUGGGAAAGACCAUCAUUUUGACCACUCACUCCAUGGAAGAAGCCGAGAAUAUUGGAGACAAAAUUGUCGUGCUUGCAUUAGGUAAAAUCAGAGCCUGUGGAAAUAUUUCACAUCUCAAAAAGAGAUGGGGAGCAGGUUAUAAGGUCGACUUGAUCAUGAAUAAUAAUAGCAACUCGAAUGGCGAAAAGAUUAAGAAUAGUCUCUCGACCAAAUAUACGCCUAACAAGUUAAUUCUCAUCAAGGAAAAUACCAACACGAACUCUCUCACCUAUCGAUUGAACAUGAAACCAAAACAAAUUUAUGAAUUCUUGCAGUUUUUAAAUUCUACAUUUUCCCUCGAUGAGUCCACAGACAAUAUUUUGAAAGAUUAUGCCUUAUCCUUUACUUCCAUGAAAGAUGUGUUCACACGAGUGACACAUGGAGGUUCAUAUGAGUUGGAGGCAGCUCUCAUUCAAGAAAAGGGAACAAAUAUGAAUGAAGAACAAGACGAAGAAGAAGAUGAUGCUGAAGAGCCUUUCGAGCAGCCACAAGUGAACAAACGAUUCUUCAGCCUAUUAUCACAGCUCCAAUCCGAUAAGAUUAAAUUGGUUAUGGAUAAGAAUUAUUCACUCCAAGAUUUGAGAAGUGACAAUGUGGAAAUUGAAAUCACUGUGAAGGCUCGUCACAAUGUUGGAUCGAAUGAUAUUCGCGUGUAG
This is a messenger RNA of Naegleria fowleri, 3012 nucleotides long. RefSeq lists its product as uncharacterized. Gene Ontology annotation, biological process: transmembrane transport; lipid transport. Gene Ontology annotation, cellular component: membrane; intracellular membrane-bounded organelle. Bases 1 to 3012 code for a protein of 1003 amino acids. Gene Ontology annotation, molecular function: lipid carrier activity; ATP hydrolysis activity; ABC-type transporter activity. The transcript is spliced from 2 exons. The record is from RefSeq and is a predicted model, not a curated record. Lineage: Eukaryota; Heterolobosea; Eutetramitea; Acrasida; Naegleriidae.